This is a messenger RNA of Heteronotia binoei (common prickly gecko), 1207 nucleotides long. It is a transcript of the gene RAD23A, whose product is annotated as RAD23 homolog A, nucleotide excision repair protein. Lineage: Eukaryota; Metazoa; Chordata; Lepidosauria; Squamata; Gekkonidae. The record is from RefSeq and is a predicted model, not a curated record. Gene Ontology annotation, biological process: nucleotide-excision repair; proteasome-mediated ubiquitin-dependent protein catabolic process. Gene Ontology annotation, molecular function: ubiquitin binding; proteasome binding; damaged DNA binding. The transcript has 9 exons. Bases 124 to 1200 code for a protein of 358 amino acids. Gene Ontology annotation, cellular component: cytosol; nucleoplasm.
GGACCCGGCCGGGGCCGGAAGUGACGAGGGGGGUUAACAUGGCGGCGGCGUGAAGUUGCAUGUUGUUGUGGGCCCCCCCUUGCCGCCGCCGCCGAGUCCGUUGGGAGGAAGGAGGGAGCCGCCAUGGCGGUGACCGUCACCCUGAAGACGCUGCAGCAGCAGACCUUCAAGAUCCGCAUGGAGCCCCACGAGACGGUGCGAGUUCUAAAGGAGAAGAUUGAGGCCGAGAAGGGCAAAGAUGCUUUCCCCGUGGCGGGGCAGAAGCUCAUUUACGCUGGCAAGAUCCUGAGCGACGACGUCCCCAUCAAGGAGUACAAGAUCGACGAGAAGAAUUUUGUGGUGGUGAUGGUUACCAAGAACAAAAGUGGCUCCGGAACUCCUGUUUCCUCCUCUAGUGACGCAGCGCCCACCUCAGAGUCCACACCGUCCUCCGCGCCAGCUGUGGUGCCCGCAGUAGCUACGGCUCCUGUAAGCGAGGAGCCCCCUGCCGAAGAGCCCGUGACCGCGCCCCCCCUGGAACCCACAGUUGGCUCUGUUCCCUCUUCAGGUAGCAUGGGACGUGAAGAUGAUGCAGCCUCCACCUUAGUCACUGGCUCGGAGUAUGAGACGAUGCUGGCCGAAAUCAUGUCGAUGGGCUACGAGCGAGAACGGGUGGUGGCAGCGCUCCGGGCCAGCUACAACAACCCUCACCGGGCUGUGGAGUACUUGCUAACGGGAAUCCCAGGCAGCCCGGAACCAGAGAGCGCCCCCCUCCAGGAGAGCCAGCCCGAAGAGCAGUCCACACCAGAAGGAGAGAACCCGCUGGAAUUCCUACGAGACCAGCCCCAGUUCCAGAACAUGCGGCAAGUGAUCCAGCAGAACCCCGCUCUGCUCCCGGCUCUGCUCCAGCAGCUGGGCCAAGAAAACCCACAGCUGCUGCAGCAAAUCAGCCAGCAUCAAGAGCAGUUCAUCCAGAUGCUCAACGAGCCCUUGGGCGAAAUGGCCGACGUCGCUGACAUCGAAGGGGAGAUGGGGGCCAUUGGGGAGGAAGCCCCGCAGAUGAACUACAUCCAAGUCACGCCUCAGGAAAAAGAAGCCAUAGAAAGGUUGAAGGCCCUUGGCUUCCCGGAGAGCUUGGUGAUCCAGGCCUAUUUCGCCUGCGAGAAGAACGAGAACUUGGCCGCCAACUUCCUGCUGAGUCAGAACUUUGAUGAUGAGUGAUAAAAGG